AUGAACCAAUCGCAGCAAGACAAUCUUUCCCCAUGUGUGCUCGACCGCGUCGAAGUGAAAUAUGACGAGUUGCCCGACUUGCGCGACGAGCUGAUAAUCAAAGACCGAACAUAUCGUCAGCAAUAUGCCAACAUGUAUUAUGUUAGACUUAUGCAGUUGAGGGCAACUGUCUUUGAAAUAGCGCGGGCCAAGUGGGAGAAUUUCAUGGAUGAUGGUGACCAACCAUACCAUGUCGAUAAAAUUCUCGACGUAAAACCUGGACAACGAUCAUCUGUCACAACCUCACCUCGUGAUAAGUAUUGCAGCGAAGAAGACGUGAUUAAUAUCGAAGAUGAGUCAGGAAGGGUUAGGCUUGUCGGUGAUAUAAUCAAAGAGUGGGUCUGGGUAACGGGUCUUGUUGUUGCUGUUCUUGGACGGGAGAAUUCAGUGGGAGCAUUUGAAGUCAUGGAUAUUUGUCUUCCUGGACUACCUCCGCAGCCACCAUCAAAACUGAUGGAAACUGAUGAUUCUGGUCCGAGAUAUGUUGCACUGUUGAGUGGAAUGAACCUCGAUAAAGACAGUUCACUAUCCCUAAAAUCGCAAAUGUUGAUAGAUUACCUAACUGGAGAGUUGGGAACCGUUACGGAUCAAACAUUUAGUUCCAAAGUAUCUCGUCUCAUAAUUGCUGGAAACGCGUUAAAAGAAGGUCAAAUAAUUGACGAUACAAACAGAACGAGAAAAUCUGGUAACACUUCAGGUUAUGACAACGAGCCAAUACAAGAACUUGAUAAUAUUCUAGAAACGCUCUCUUCAACGUUAUCUGUUGAUCUAAUGCCUGGAAACAAUGAUCCUGCAAGCUUUACUUUACCACAACAACCCAUCCACAAAAAUUUAUUUCCAAAAGCAGCAAAAUACCCGACAUUCUCUAAUGUAACCAAUCCUUAUUGGGGCGACAUUGAUGGAAUAGUGUUCCUUGGAACUUCGGGUCAAACCAUAGAUGAUUUAUACAAAUACGUACACGGUCACAACAGGCUUGAAAUUACGGAAAAAACUUUAUACUGGAGACACAUCGCUCCGACCGCGCCGGAUACUCUCUGGUGUUAUCCGUUUAUUGAACUUGACCCGUUUGUUUUAACAAGGCUGCCACAUGUCUAUUUCAUUGGAAAUCAAAAAGAGUAUGCAACAAGUCUAGUUGAAGGACCUGACGGCCGAAAAACGAGGAUAAUUUUGUUGCCAUCAUUUGCUGAAACAGGAACAAUCGUGUUGGUAAACCUAAGCACACUAGAAUGCCAACCAAUGUCUUUUAGUACUGAUAUUACUAGUCAUAUGCAAUAA
This is a messenger RNA of Paraglomus occultum, 1314 nucleotides long. The record is from the annotation of a GenBank genome assembly. NCBI's taxonomy places the organism in Eukaryota, Fungi, Glomeromycota, Glomeromycetes, Paraglomerales, Paraglomeraceae.